Messenger RNA from Dermochelys coriacea (leatherback sea turtle), 2293 nucleotides. It is a transcript of the gene MAZ, whose product is annotated as MYC associated zinc finger protein. Gene Ontology annotation, biological process: regulation of transcription by RNA polymerase II. Gene Ontology annotation, molecular function: RNA polymerase II cis-regulatory region sequence-specific DNA binding; DNA-binding transcription activator activity, RNA polymerase II-specific. The record is from RefSeq and is a predicted model, not a curated record. Gene Ontology annotation, cellular component: nucleus. The transcript has 6 exons. NCBI's taxonomy places the organism in Eukaryota, Metazoa, Chordata, Testudines, Dermochelyidae. Bases 143 to 1396 code for a protein of 417 amino acids.
GCCAAUCAGCGUCGGCGCGGAGGUGUCCUCGCGCCGCUACCUCCUCACUCCCCCCCUCCCACCUCACUCCCCCCGCCCGCGCGGCGCUGCUCCUGCUCCCCGCUCGCUCCCCCGCCCCCCCCGGCCCCCGCCCGCCGCCGCCAUGGACCCGAGCAACUGGAGCAGCUUCAUCUUCCAGCAGAGUCACACACAGAAUCCCCUCCAGGUCGGGGCCGAAAUCCAGUCCCGGUUUUUCGCCUCCCAGGGCUGCACCCAGAGCCCCUUCCAGGCUGCCAACACAGCACCCCCGCCACCCGCUCCAGCCACCUCUGCUGAUUCCCUGCAGGUGGACCUGCUCCCGGUGCUGGCGGCCGCCCAGGAGACAGCCACGGCUGCGGCGGUGGUGGCGGCUGCCACGGCCUCAGCUCCAGCCGCUUCCACGGUGGACACAGCAGCUCUGAAACAGCAGCAGCCGGGGCCCGAGGGGAGCGGGGGGCAGGUGGCUCCAGCCCCGCAGGCCACCUCCCAGCCCCCCCCGGUCCAGCCGCCCGCGCCGCCCCCACCCAGCGAGGCCCAGAAGAAGUCGAAAAGCAAGGGGCCGUACAUCUGCUCGCUCUGCGCCAAGGAAUUCAAGAACGGCUACAACCUCCGGCGCCACGAGGCCAUCCACACGGGCGCCAAGGCUGCCCGCGCCAGCCCCGCCGCCAUGAAGAUGCCCACCAUGGUGCCCCUCAGCCUGCUGAGUGUCUCGGCCCUGGGGGCAGGCGGGGGCGGGGCAGCACCAGGGGCGGAGGGGGGCGGGGCUGCGGGGCUGGUGACCACCACGGCUUCCGGCAAGCGGAUCCGGAAGAAUCAUGCCUGCGAGAUGUGCGGCAAGGCCUUCCGCGACGUCUACCACCUCAACCGGCACAAGCUGUCACACUCAGACGAGAAGCCCUACCAGUGCCCCGUGUGCCAGCAGCGCUUCAAGCGCAAGGAUCGCAUGAGCUACCACGUGCGCUCACACGACGGAGCCGUGCACAAGCCCUAUAUCUGUAGCCACUGCGGCAAGAGCUUCUCCCGGCCAGACCAUCUCAACAGCCACGUGCGCCAGGUGCAUUCGACAGAGAGACCCUUCAAAUGUGAGACGUGCGAGGCGGCCUUCGCCACAAAGGACCGGCUGCGGGCACACACGGUGCGCCACGAGGAGAAGGUGCCGUGUCAUGUGUGUGGCAAGAUGCUGAGCGCGGCCUACAUCACGGACCACAUGAAGGUGCACAGCCAAGGGCCCAACCACAUCUGUGAGCUGUGCAACAAAGGUACGGGCGAGCUGUGCCCCCUGGCAGCAGCAGCGGCCCCGCCCACGUCGGCCGUCACUGUCCUGCCCAUGGAGGGGGCCCCUGUGGUGAGCCAACCGCUCCCCACGCAGCCCUGGUGAUUUCUGGGGGGCAGGAGUCGACCCUCCCCCCAAUGUCGUCCCCCCACGGCUCCGCUGGAGCCCCCCACGGCACUGCCGGAACCAGAACCUGCGGCCAGAGAGGAUUGAAUGUUGGGUCCUCUCCUCGCGCUUGGCAAAGGGAGGACGCGACACCGGACAGUUGGGGGCCCCCCACCAUCCCCUCCCCCCAGAGAGAUGGGGAUCGCCCACCGCCCCUGUCCAGACAGGCCACACAGCCGGCCCUCCCCACCCAUCCUCUUCUCCCUGGACAGAAGGGCCCCCUCACCUCUAAACCCCCAAUAACCCCCCCAAAUCCCAAAAUCAAUCUUACUCGAUCCUUGGCUGAGGAAUGGGCCAAGGUCUAUAGGGGACCCCCGUGUCUGGAGGCAGCUGCAUCUGGGCCCUGGGCCCCAAGGUCUAUAGAGAACCCAGGUGUCCUGGGGCAGGUGCAUCUGGGCCCUGAGGUCCGAAAGGAACCCCUGGCCCAGCCCCAGAGCUCCCACCCCCCUCACUAGCCGGAUUCAUUAAAGUGCAGGGGAGCCCAGGGCUGGGCUAGCUGGGGGUGUCACUGAUAUUGCUGGGGGCUGGUACCAGCCCUGGUCCAAUCGCCCCUCCCAUGGGGAGACCCCCAAUUCCCUUCUGUCCUGGGGUCCCCCCAGUUUCCCCCUCAGCCUUGGCACCCUUCUGUCCAGGGGUCUCCUGACCCCCCAGACCUCCCUCUGUCUCCCCCCCCCCAUUUUCUAUGGGAUUUUAUGAUUUAUUUUGUUUUCUCGUGUUCGUGUUCUCGGUCCAGCCGCGUCUUGCGUUGACUCAGCCCCUGACUCCCUGCAUGGCCCCCCGACGUCUGGGGGUUCCCCCUGCGCUCUUUUGUAUUGUAUAAAACCACGACGAAUAAAC